Messenger RNA from Spea bombifrons (plains spadefoot toad), 2010 nucleotides. RefSeq names its product trehalase (gene TREH). Gene Ontology annotation, biological process: trehalose catabolic process. The transcript has 15 exons. The coding region runs from base 100 to 1833 and encodes 577 amino acids. Lineage: Eukaryota; Metazoa; Chordata; Amphibia; Anura; Pelobatidae. Gene Ontology annotation, molecular function: alpha,alpha-trehalase activity. The record is from RefSeq and is a predicted model, not a curated record.
CAGACUAUUAAUAACGCACACUUUUAUCCGUAGCACACAUUUUUCUGUGCAGACAUUUGAGCGGUACCUGCAAGAUAUCUUCUACUACGACGGCUUACAAUGCAGGGGGCAACAUGGUCUGUUAUCCUCUAUGUGCUAUCCUGUUUGAUGCACCAGGCUUGUCUAGCUGAGGAUUUCCCCCCACCUUGUGACAGUCAGAUUUACUGCACAGGAAACCUACUUCACACCGUCCAGAUGGCCAAAAUCUUUGAAGAUGAUAAACAUUUUGUUGACAUGGGUCUACGUGACUCACCAGCGAGAAUCUUAAAGAAGUUCCAGUCUUUAUCGCAAAGAUCUAAAGGUGACGUCGAAAAGCUGAAAACGUUUUUGAACACAUCUUUCACUGACCCAGGAGAGGAAUUUGAACCUUGGACACCCACAGACUGGCAUGAAAAUCCUGACCUCCUUUCUCAUAUAAAAGAUUCAGAACUAAGAAAAUGGGCUUCUGAACUUCAUCUGUUGUGGAAGUCUUUGGGAAGGAAGAUCAAAGAAGACGUAAAGGUUUCUCCUGAUCGUCACUCACAAAUCUAUGUGCCAAAUGCAGUGAUAGUUCCUGGAGGACGUUUCCGUGAAUUUUACUAUUGGGAUUCCUAUUGGGUUAUCAAUGGACUUCUGCUUUCAGAGAUGAACAGCACUGCUCGGGGAAUGAUAGAAAACUUUUUGUACUUGGUGGAGACAUUUGGAUUUAUCCCUAAUGGUGGAAGGAUCUAUUACCUGCGCAGGAGCCAACCACCAUUCCUUACCCUGAUGAUGGAGAGUUAUAUGGAAAAAGAAAAGGACACUGCAUUCCUCAGGGAAAAUAUUGGAACUUUGGAGAAAGAGUAUGACUUCUGGAUGUCAAACCGGAGCGUGAUGGUAACAAAAGACGGAGGAAAUUUCACCAUGAAUCGGUACUAUGUUCCAGUAGGAGGGCCCAGGCCCGAGUCCUAUUCCGAUGAUUACGAGCUUGCUGAAAACCUCACGGCAGAUGCCCAGCAGUCUCUAUGGGCAGAGCUGAAAGGAGCUGCAGAAUCGGGUUGGGAUUUUUCCUCUCGUUGGUUCUCAAAAUCCCAGCCUAAUCUCAAGGGAACUGAAACAAAAUCCGUAAUCCCCGUGGAUUUAAAUGCCAUCCUCUGUCGUGUGGAGAACACUUUAGCCAAAUUCUACAAUGAGCUGGGUAUGGGGGACAAAGCUUUAAAGUUCCAGUCUGCUGUAAGACAAAGACGUGAAGCUGUGAAUUCUGUUCUGUGGGAUGCUGAUGCCGGAGUCUGGUUGGAUUAUAACAUAGAUGGACAAACGCACAACAGAGAGUUCUAUCCAAGCAAUCUAAGUCCUAUCUGGGCUUCCUGUUACACAGACAAUAAUCAAGUGGAUAGAGCUGUUGCCUACCUGGAGAAAAGCGAAGCACUGAAAUAUAGGAAUGGGCUUCCCACCUCCCUCAGUAACUCAGGACAGCAGUGGGAUUUCCCCAACGCAUGGCCACCUCUACAGCAUAUGGUCAUCGAAGGUUUGGAACAAUCUAGCUCCACCAAAGCUAAGGAAAUAGCCUUUUCUUUGGCCCAAAAAUGGGUUCAAACCAACUACGAGGCUUACAAGCAGUACAAUGCAAUGUUCGAGAAGUAUGAUGUAGAAGAUGGUGGGAAACCUGGCGGAGGAGGUGAAUACGAGGUGCAGCUUGGCUUUGGAUGGAGUAAUGGAGUAAUACUACAGCUGCUGGACCUCUACAGUCCCCGACUGACAUCUGCCUCGGCCCUCUGCAGUGUCUCAUUGACCCUUCUCACUUUGCCCUUCCUCAUUCUCACUGUGUGGACAUGAUUUUUAACUAUGCCAUAAACACAUGCCCCAAAUGUUUAGGUUUAUUACCCUCGUUUUAAGUUAUACUUGUUUCUCAUUCUCUCUUGGGUUUAUUCACUAAAAGGGGAGUUGGUGGUACAGUUAUCAGUAGACUUGUGAUUUCCACUCAACAAAGUCAAUGAUACAUUCAGAAGGAAG